CGGCCAACUACCUUAACAUCCAUGUUCCCGCUUUUGUGUCGCCUCUCAUUGCUUUUUCCCUCUUCCCUCUUCUUCUAUCCUCGUUCGCUCAAUGCACACGCUUUUAUUUAUCUCUCCUUCCCCUCUCUCCCUCCUUUUGUUCUUUCUUCAAACCGAGGCUCUCUAACUCUCCUUUGUUUUAGGAGGCGUUGCCACUCUCUAGGUACUCACACACUCAGCCGAUUCAUCGACGCGAUUGCCUCCCGGCAUACUCAGCUAUUUGUCCAUCCACCACCUAGUACCUAUUUGGCCCUGUGUUCCAUUGGUACAAAGUACUACCUACUUAGCGCAGUCUUUAUUCGGUCCCCUUAAUUCCUCCGGUCGCAUACCGUCCUCAGCCAUACCCUCUGCCCUCCUGCUUGGGCCACUUUCGAUUUGCAACCCACGGCGCACGGCAUUUGUCCUGUCUCGAAUCCUUUACUCAUCAUUUCGACGGAUGUUUGAGGCUCCAUUUUACUACCAGAGCCGCAAUGGCUGGUAGAGACGAUCGAAUCGGUCGCCGACCAGCCGGUAGCUCCCCAUCAGAAUUAUUCCCCGACCGUGUCUCACUCCGCCGAGAUGAAUCGUCUCAUUCCAAAGAUGCAGACCACGAUCGAGGGAGGGGCGGUGGGAAGGGGGGAGGAUUACCUUACGGUAAACAUAGCAAACCACCUCUGGAGAGAUCUUCUUCCAGGAGGUCAACGAAUGCUAGUGAUCGCGGUUCAAUAUCGACCGCUACAGCCGGGCAGCGCGCCACGAAAGUUGAAGGCCUGCCACUUGUAGUAGACCUGCUCGGUGAUGCAGCCUGUCUACGCAUGCAACACAACCAAGCUGAUAACAAGCUUAAGAGAGCAUUAGCUGACUGGAAACGGUCGGCUGCUAAAACUCCUGAAUAUUCUUCUGUUGACGAGAUGCAACGUCAGGCUGUCCAAAAAUGCGAGAUCGAAAAGAACAAUCUUAAGCAAAAACUCAGAGAGCUGCACCCAACGCUGUGUGAUACUCUCGAUUCGUUAUUCAAGCAAUACGUGCAAGAUCAGGCUUCCAUAGGACCCAACACCCAACUAAGGGAAGAUUCUUUGCCGACGAAGGUCCAGGGCUCCCCAGCAGAGCUUCAGCCACAAUCACUGGAACCGCACCAGUCAACGAAGGCAUGGAUGGAAAUUUGUUUACAGACUGAGCUGAAUAAAUUCAAAAACUCCUUACCAAGCGCUCAGGGACCCGAUGAUAGCGAGAUCCGGAAACUGGUGGACAGCCUUGAGAACGAGAAGAAGAAAACUCAACUUCUGGAAAAUAAAGUCGAAGAGGGUCGACAGCAACACCAAUUGCUGGAAGAGAAGCUCAGCCGGCUCGAGCAGAAGCUCGAUGGCGUCAGCACCACGAUGGAAGAAAGGAUAGCCGCCAAAAAGAGCCAGCCAGCUACCUCUACAACCUCUGCCGAGCAUAACCAGCUCAAGCUAACAAUUGAAAUGCAGGGACGCGCUAUAGACUUUAUCAAAAGUCAGUUUGAUCCCAUAAGGAUGCAGAAGCUCCAGCAAGACACAGAAAACCUUGCAGACAGACUCACGAAAGGCAUAAAAUCUGUCAAGUCGCUCCAUGAGCAGAAUUCUGCUCUUAUUGAAAAGCAGGGGGAUAAGCAAAAAUCUUCAGAAAACGACAUCUCAUCCUUACAAACUAUCUCUCGUAACCAGGAAGUCAAGCAAAAAUCCCUUGAAAAGGACAUAUCAUCGCUGCGAAGUACAUCUGAUAAUCAUGGAGCAAAGCAAAGUUCUUUAGAAAAGGAAAUCUUGUCCUUGCAAAAUACUUCUGAAAGUCGUGGGGCAAAGCAAAUGUCCUUUGAAAAAGAUAUUUCGCUUUUACAAUGCACGUGUCAAAGCCAGGGAGAACAGCAAAAGAUAAUAGAUGAUGUCGUUUCCGGCAUAAAAUCAGCUGUAGAGGGUCUCUCACAAAAAGGGGAAUCUUUAGUUGCAGAUAUCGCUUCUCUGCGAUCAUCCGUGGAACAAACACAAGAGUCACAGGGGUCUCAGGAGGCGCGCCUGUCGACGCUCACCUCUCUAAAGCCGUUGGUUAAGGAAGUUAAGGAACAGCAAAAGAAGACCAAUGUUCUGCAGCAGAGGGUCGACGCUCUACAGGCCAGCGCCGCUGACUGGUCACUGCAAGACUUCCAAAACCUUAAGGCAAUGGUCCAGGGGUAUCCGCCUGCAGGUGAAAUUCAGCAACUUCUUGUUGAAUUCCCAUCUCUCGUGGACACCAAGCGCCUGCUUGCCAAAUACCCACCUUCUGGUCAUCUUAAGCGGCUGCUUGAAGAAAUGCCGCCUCCUGGUGACAUAAGGCGUCUCCUGGAUGAACGUCCAUCUCCUGCGGAUAUAAAACGCCGUCUUGAAGAACUGCCACCGAGUGAUGAGCUUAACCAACUUGUUGGAGACGUACCAAAGUUAAGGGAAUGUAUGUCGGAGGUCAAUGCACGGUCUUCUAAACUUCCUACGCCCACACCCGCUCCUGCAUUCAUGACAAAGGAGAUGACGUUGCAACUGAUCACUCCCAAGAUGGAUAGACUGGAAGAUGCAUUGAAAAGCCGUUGUGCGGAUAUGAUCCAGAUAUCCUCUGGGCUAGUUGCCGAGACUGUUGACCUGGCAAAUGCCCGUACAUUGAAGUCUGAGGAAGCUGUCCAGGCACUUGAUGCUCGUGUAACAGGUUUGAGGCGAAGCGUGGAUGAGAGCAAGAAGGAAUUCGAUGCGCAUGCCACAACGCUGAAGCGAAAUGCGGAUGAAAACAUGAAGAAGUUGGUCCAGCAAAUCACAGUUUUGGGGCAAGACAUCAGCGAAACCAAGAAGGAUACGUAUGACUUGAAUUACGACAAGGAAAAACGCUUUGAGGAACAGACAACUGAACUUAAGUCAGUGAAGGGUAUGGUUGCUGUGAUGAUCCAGGACGUUGAAAAGGUGCGCAAGGACUCAAGGACUGGGAUCGAUGAUGUUCAGUUCCAGCUGGUCCAGAUGACGGACUGGGCGAAGAAUUUCAGCUCCAAGCAGUGGUAUGACAGUGUCGCUCAACAAAUCGCUGCUUAUGUGCCAGCUCAAUUUGCGGGACAAUUGAACAGCCUGGCUACCAGGGUCAGCCAUCUUGAGACCCGAAGUCACGAUUCGCCAGAGGUCUCGAGCAAGAGACGCAAAGGAGCUAAUGGGAGCCCUCUGGUUGUCAACGGCAUCCAUUGAGCAAAGGCUUGGUUUAGAGAUGCUGUAUGGAACAUGUUGGUCAGUUAAACACUCUUGUCUGUAUAACUGAUUUCUCGUACGGGGUGGUGGGUCUUGGUUUGGUAACCAGGGUGUGACUUUUUGGCAUCAAUUGAAAUAUGCGGAGGAGAGAGAUAACGGUGGCAAGGCAGCAUUAUACCCUUACGGAUCCGGCGUUUUAUGCAUUAUUGUCAGGAGAAAACAUAUCUAUGGAUUCACUUAUGGUACAAUAUUGACUUGUGUGAACCUCAAUGUCGCUAUGUUAACAGGCA
Messenger RNA from Fusarium odoratissimum NRRL 54006, 3520 nucleotides. RefSeq lists its product as uncharacterized. The coding region runs from base 510 to 3230 and encodes 906 amino acids. The transcript is spliced from 2 exons. NCBI's taxonomy places the organism in Eukaryota, Fungi, Ascomycota, Sordariomycetes, Hypocreales, Nectriaceae. The record is from RefSeq and is a predicted model, not a curated record.